UUUCAUUCAGCAUUUAAAGAUCUAUACUUGCUCAAAAUCUCUCACUCACUCUCUCUCUCUCUCUCUCUCUCUCUAUACUAGUUCAGGCUUAAAGCUUCCGGGUCGUGGCCUGUGAUCCCGUUGUUUCUGGGUCUCCAGCAGCUUAACUUUCCGGCGAGAUUUGGCUGGAGAAUGGCAUAUAUGUGCGCUGACAGUGGAAAUCUAAUGGCAAUUGCCCAACAAGUUAUCAAGCAAAAACAGCAGCAAGAGCAACAGCAGCAGCAGCAUCACCACCACCAGCAACAGCAACUAUUAGGCCUUAAUUCUUUCCCUUUAAAUCCCUGGCCUCCUACAAUGUCUACUAGUCCCAAUCUGGGUUAUACUGGGAUCGCCGCUGCCGGUUUCACCGACCCCUUUCAGGUUCCCUCUGGCGGAGAUACGGGAGAACCUGGGUUUCAGUUCCCCCAGAUGGAGCACCACUCCACUGGCUUCAGGUUUUCGGAUUUCAGUGCUGGAGCAUCUGCUGAGUUCGAUUCGGACGAGUGGAUGGAUAGUUUGAUGGGCGGUGGAGACUCAACGGAUAGUUCGAAUCUACCCUCUAGUUGCGACGCGUGGCAAAACAAUGCUGAUUUUAGUCUCUACUGUCCUGAUCCAUUUGCCACCUGCCCAACGCGUCUCAGCGUGGCUUGCCCUUCGCCGUCCGAUCUCAACAGAGCCAUAUUCACAGAAACCCAGAAAAGCCCUAACCCACUUCAAGUCCAAGCCUGGGGUCCAUCUCCACCACCUCCUCCUCCGCAAGUGGUGGUGAAAGACACCAAGCUAGCCAAUCCUCCUCCACCAUCGACACUAAAAAACGAAGGAGUUGGUGCCUCUUCUAGUUCACCAGAAAUUGAGUCAGCACCAGCGCUCUUGAAAGCACUACUCGAGUGUGCUCGACUCGCUGAGUCAGAACCUGAGAAAGCAGUGAAAUCGCUGAUUAAGGUCAGGGAGUCGGUAUCCGAACAAGGAGAUCCAACUGAGAGAGUGGCCUUUUACUUCACCGAAGCUUUAUAUGGCAGAGUUUCUCUACAAGCAGAUAAAAGCUUGACCAUGUUCGAUACUACCUGCGAGGACUUCACUCUCUCUUACAAAGCGUUAAACGAUGCAUGUCCUUAUUCGAAGUUUGCUCAUUUAACAGCGAACCAGGCAAUACUCGAGGCCACGGAGAGGGCAAGCAAGAUUCACAUAGUCGAUUUCGGGAUCGUUCAAGGCGUUCAGUGGGCUGCUCUUUUACAAGCUCUGGCUACUCGCUCUGCCGGAAAACCUGCAAGAAUUCGGAUCUCUGGUAUACCUGCUCCAGUUCUGGGAAAAUCUCCAGGGGCUUCUCUGUUUGCCACUGGAAAUAGGCUUCGUGAUUUUGCAAAGCUUCUAGAUUUGAACUUCGAGUUCGAGCCGAUACUGACUCCAAUUCAUGAGUUGAACGAAUCCAGUUUCCGGGUUGAUCCUGAUGAGGUUUUAGCAGUAAAUUUCAUGCUUCAGUUGUAUAAUUUACUGGACGAGACUCCAGUUGGUGUAGAGACUGCUCUAAGGAUGGCUAAAUCGUUGAACCCGAAGAUUGUUACUUUAGGCGAGUAUGAAGCGUGUUUGAAUCGGAUUGGGUACGUAAACCGAUUCAAAAACGCUCUGAGAUACUACUCUGCUCUGUUUGAAUCUCUUGAGCCGAACUUGAGCAGAGACUCACCAGAGAGACUCCAAGUUGAGAAAUUGUUACUGGGUCGCAGAAUUGCUGGUGUUAUUGGGCCAGAGGAAGCGGGAACUAGAAGGGAACGUAUUGAGGAUAAAGAGCAGUGGAGGAUUUUGAUGGAAAGUUGUGGUUUUGAAUCAGUUGCACUUAGCCAUUAUGCCAUGAGUCAGGCUAAGAUACUUUUGUGGAACUACAAUUACAGUUCUUUGUAUUCUUUGGUAGAAUCUCAACCUGGGUUUCUGUCUCUAGCCUGGAAAGAGUUGCCACUGCUCACUGUUUCUUCAUGGCGUUGAUGGAUCAUGGAUUUGCCUUGCUUUGGUAUUAGUUUCCACCUGGUAUUUUUUCUCUGGUGUGGAACAAAUUAGUGUUUAUACGUCAUUGAUGGGUGCUUCUUGAACAGAUUUGAAACCAGUCUUGGCCUAGUAAUAGUUUGUUUAUUUUUAACUGCAAUUAUUAUGCAUUUGGAAACUCUUUUAAGCUCUCUGGGACAAAUGAAUCACUCUUAGUUGUUAGUUUUGAGUUUGUUCUUUAGAUAUAAGGUGUUCUUUUACUUUUGUUGGGUUAUUGUUUUGAAACUUGGAGUACAACAAAUUGUAAAAUCAGAAGAAGGGAAAUGAAAAUUCAAGGAGACAGGAAAGUUUCUUUCCCUUAAAUGUUUGCAACUCUGUACAUAUUUUAAUCUCUGAUAUGAAUUUUUAGUUUUCUUUGCUC
Hevea brasiliensis (rubber tree) is the source of this 2413-nucleotide messenger RNA. RefSeq names its product SCARECROW-LIKE protein 7. The record is from RefSeq and is a predicted model, not a curated record. Lineage: Eukaryota; Viridiplantae; Streptophyta; Magnoliopsida; Malpighiales; Euphorbiaceae. Gene Ontology annotation, cellular component: nucleus. Gene Ontology annotation, molecular function: DNA-binding transcription factor activity; sequence-specific DNA binding. The coding region runs from base 172 to 1995 and encodes 607 amino acids. Gene Ontology annotation, biological process: regulation of DNA-templated transcription. The transcript has 2 exons.